Neltuma alba is the source of this 539-nucleotide messenger RNA. Its product is annotated as heavy metal-associated isoprenylated plant protein 28-like. The record is from RefSeq and is a predicted model, not a curated record. Lineage: Eukaryota; Viridiplantae; Streptophyta; Magnoliopsida; Fabales; Fabaceae. The transcript is spliced from 2 exons. Gene Ontology annotation, molecular function: metal ion binding. Bases 1 to 417 code for a protein of 138 amino acids.
AUGAGAGUGCACAUGGAUUGCGCAGGAUGUGAAAGCAAGGUCAAAAGUACACUUGAAAAGCUUAAAGGUGUGGACGAGGUGGAGAUAGACAUGAAGUUACAGAAGGUGACGGUGACGGGGUGGGCGGAUCAGAAGAAGGUUCUGAAGGCGGUGAGGAAGACGGGGCGGAGGGCGGAGGUGUGGCAGCUGCCGUACACGACGGAGUUUCAUGAGGGGCAAUUCUUUCAGCAGCACCAUUGUAAUGGACCGGUGAACUUAUAUACCUCUCAGCCAAGUUCGUCCUACAACUACUACAAGCAUGGCUAUGAUAGCUGCGAUCCUCGUUAUUAUCAGUAUCCUUCUCAUUCUUCUGUCAUUGGCCAUCAAGCUGGUUCUGCUUUCAGUGAUGACAACCCUCACGCCUGCUCAAUUAUGUGAUCCUUCAUCUUCCAGCCUCGUACUUUGAAUCUCCAAAACUGAUUAACGUUGCUUUCCAUUUUACUUGAUGAUUUAAUGCUGAAAUAGGGAUCAGUACCAGAAUUAAUCAAUCUGCAGUACCU